Molecule: messenger RNA, 792 nt
Organism: Brassica napus (rape)
Lineage: Eukaryota; Viridiplantae; Streptophyta; Magnoliopsida; Brassicales; Brassicaceae
Exons: 2
Coding region: 1-792 (263 amino acids)
Source: RefSeq, a predicted model, not a curated record
AUGAAAGCUCCCGACUCUUUCCAGAACCCUGGCUUCUGGUGCGACUUCCAUCGAGACCACGAUCACAAAACAGAGGACUGCAUUGCAAUAAAGAUCGAGGUCAACGAGCUGCUUAGGAAAGGACACCUCAGGGAUUUCCUUUCCGAGAAGGCCAAGAGCCAUCUAAGCAAGGAGACAAUUGGUAAGCCCACUAAAGCUGCUCCCGUCUCGCCACCGCGACAUGACCGAGUGAUCCAUGUCAUUUCAGGCGGUUCGGAAAGCAGCGGCAUAAUCCAUGCAGCUGCAAAGAGAAGCACCUGGAACGCCAAGCACGGCCUAGAGGCGGCCAAGCCAAAACGUCUGCUCCUAGGAACAGACGAGAUAAGCUUCACGGCCAAGGAGCAGGAGAAAGUCCUCACUCCACAUCACGACGCCCUGGUUAUCUCGCUCACUGUAGCGAACUGCCUGGCCGCAUACAAGGAUCUGGGGCUGGAGGAAGGCGCUCUAACUCGGAGGAUAACCCCACUUAUAGGGUACAGCGGGGAAGUCAAACAAACCGCCGGGGAAGUAACCCUCCCCGUAUACGCCGAAGGAAUCAACAUGUCAACCAAGUUCCUCGUGGUUGAUUGCGAUUCGUCUUACAACAUGAUCCUAGGACGGCCCUGGAUUCACGGAUUGGGGGCCGUCCCCUCGACUCUUCACCAAAUGGUGAAAUUCCCUACAUCCUGGGGCAUAAAGGCGAUCAGAGGGGAUCAGGAAUAUUCCUGCUCCUGCUAUCAGACCACUCUAAAGGGAAAGACCAAGGUCUUAUAG